UUUCAAAUCCAUCCAACUAGCUCCCGCCCGCAACAAGUACGGCGGGAAUCCCGAUGGUCUUUCAAUCUCCGACUCAACCAUGUUCUGAUUACGUACUCCACCCUAUAUUCUUUUUUUUUCUUUUGCGCAUCGAGUUCAACGAUGGCAACGGUACAGACGAAUCCGUUACCGAAGGCUUACAAAGCUCCCGACGCUGCAGUGUCGCAACUCUCGUCCUUCAAAAAACGACGGCUUUUGCCCGCAGGCCCCGCAUUUAUCGAACAUCUUCGAUUAACCAUCCAUCAUCAGGGUUCCUUCUUGAAGCACGACUUCCACAAUGAGAAGGAACGCCAACGACUCGAGGAGCUCAAGGGCGCGUCUUCAAAUAGUGAAGACGAUCUGGGUGUCGGUGAUGAACAGGAAACCGAGGUGCUCUUGGCGCUAGAUCCCAAGGAGUGGAAGAAACAAGACCACUAUGCCGUGCUGGGUCUGUCUCAUCUUAGGUACAAAUCUACGCCCGAGCAAAUCAAGGUUGCCCACCGAAAGAAGGUCUUGAAACAUCAUCCUGACAAGAAAGUUACGACGUCGACUCCGCCGAGUGCCACCCCUCUCCUCUCCGGAAUCAAUCUCAACACCAACGAUGACGCCUUUUUCAAAUGCAUCCAAAAAGCCCACGAGGUACUCACUAACCCUGAGAAACGUAGACAAUUCGAUUCCGCAGAUCCACAGCUGCUGGAGGAAUUGGAAGAUGAUCUUCCUACGGCACAGUCCAUCAAGUCGGACAAGCUAGAUUUCAUACAAGCUUUCACGCCCAUUUUCGAGCGGGAGGCCAGGUUUUCGAAGAAACAACCUGUACCAAUGCUUGGCAGCAUCGAUGCCAGCAAGCAACAUGUUGAAGGCUUCUACGAUUUCUGGUACAACUUUGAUAGCUGGCGGAGUUUCGAGUGGUAUGACAAGGAGGUCAAUGAAGGAAGUGACAGCCGUGAUGAUAAACGCUAUACCGAAAAGAAGAACAAGAGCGAGCGUGCCAGGCGCAAGAAAGAGGACAUUGCGCGUGUGAGAAAAAUAGUUGAUCAUACUCUGAGCUUGGAUCCCCGUAUCAAGCGCAUCAAGCAAGAAGAGAAAGAAGCAAAGGAGUUGAAGAAAGCCGCAAAAUCCGCCCCCGCCUCAGGAGUGAACACACCUAAAGGAGGGAAGAGUAAGGCCGAACAAGAGGCGGAAAAGAAAAAGAAGGAGGAGGAGGAGAAGGUCGCUAGGGCUGAAGCAAAGAAGCAAAAGGCUGCUGCUGCCAACGCUGCCAAGAAGGCCAGGAGACUGCAAAGAGCUGCAGAAGCCGAGGCUGGUGCAGCUUAGGCUCACACAUGCUCCAUGCUCCUGGGGAUGAUGAUGUAUGUAAUAAGCCCGGGAAAUCUAUGACCAGCAAAAAUUCUCAAUAUAUCCUGUAGAG
This is a messenger RNA of Guyanagaster necrorhizus, 1426 nucleotides long. RefSeq names its product DnaJ-domain-containing protein. Gene Ontology annotation, cellular component: cytosol. Gene Ontology annotation, molecular function: ribosome binding; Hsp70 protein binding. The coding region runs from base 142 to 1332 and encodes 396 amino acids. Lineage: Eukaryota; Fungi; Basidiomycota; Agaricomycetes; Agaricales; Physalacriaceae. The record is from RefSeq and is a predicted model, not a curated record. The transcript has 6 exons. Gene Ontology annotation, biological process: 'de novo' cotranslational protein folding; regulation of translational fidelity.